Messenger RNA from Stylonychia lemnae, 969 nucleotides. The record is from the annotation of a GenBank genome assembly. NCBI's taxonomy places the organism in Eukaryota, Ciliophora, Spirotrichea, Sporadotrichida, Oxytrichidae.
AUGAUUGUGAGACAUGCCUAUCAACAAAUCCUUAGCUUUGUACAAAAUGUAAUCAAUUAGUUGGACAGAGAGCUAUACUUGAAAAUGAUUUAGAAAAUCCCUGUUGUAAGACUGAAAUUGAAAUUAAUACGAUUAUUAGUUCCAUUAACAAUUUCACAAUUGAGCUCUGAUUUGAACUGUGAUAUAUUUGAUUAUGAGAAUUAAUAACACUGUUUGAAAUGCAAAUCAGGCUAUUACCUGGGAAAGGAUAGUUACUAUAAUACAACAACUGAUAGAUAUUAAAAUGGAUGUUAAAAACAUGUUUAACCAACUCUUUGUAUUGAAGCAUAAUCUGAGUUUGAAUGUGACAUUUGCAUUUAAGGUUAUUCUACUUAUUAAAUAGGAAUUUAAAAUCUUUGCUAUUAUCAGAAUGGCAUAGAUGUCUUUUAAUACUAAAUCUUAGCUUGCCUAGAUGGUUAUGUUAACUAAUUAACAGGAACAUGCGUUACUAAUUGUGGCAUUGGGAGAUAUGGAAAUACUUCUUUUAAUAAUAAAGGUAUGAUCGAAACAACAUUGUGCUAAGAUUGUAAUUCAUCCUGCUAUGAAUGUGCAUCUAAAAAUGAAUGCAAAUCAUGUAAGAGAGGCUAUUACUUAAAAUUUAUUGAUGGAGGAAAUACCGGAUCAUGCUUAUUGAAAUAAGGAUAGUUUGAGAGAACUAUUUAUGUUUAAACUAGAGAGAAACUGGAGACAGAAGCAAUAAUAGAUGGCUCAAUUUAUUAGCCUUACCAUUCUUUGCAAGAUGCCUUGACUGCAGCCUAUAUUUUAGGUUCACCUUACGAGUCAGCAACAAUCACUAUCUUAUUGUUUUCAAAUCAAUCCCACUCUAUGAUAAGGUAUCAGCCAAAUCUUGGAAUAUUUAAGAACUUUGAUAAAAAUUCAUAAACUACUAAAAUCAUAAUUGACACAAUAGAUCAAUAGGAGGAGGCUUGA